Molecule: messenger RNA, 2918 nt
Organism: Poecilia latipinna (sailfin molly)
Lineage: Eukaryota; Metazoa; Chordata; Actinopteri; Cyprinodontiformes; Poeciliidae
Product: thyrotropin-releasing hormone receptor-like
Exons: 2
Coding region: 1421-2677 (418 amino acids)
Biological process (GO): phospholipase C-activating G protein-coupled receptor signaling pathway
Cellular component (GO): membrane
Molecular function (GO): thyrotropin-releasing hormone receptor activity
Source: RefSeq, a predicted model, not a curated record
AAAGCAGUUCAUUCAUCUUUCUGCAGUGGGAGUGAUGGUGGUUAUGUAACGCCCCGCCUCCACCUGUUACCAGAGACUCGGAGCGUUGGCAGAACCAGUGUUCCGAACUCGGCCCGGUUCCUGCAGAAUCUUCUGCACAGUUGGUGAGGAGGAGAGUUUUCCGCCUCCGCAGCUCGGUGGGGAGGAAGAGGAGUGAUGAAGGCCGAUUCUUCUCAGCUCUUUAUUCCGGAUAAUAAUCAGUUAAAUGCGUCACCUGGGAAACCAGCCUGAACUUUAACCUUCACAGCACAGCAGGUUGAACCACCAUGAUGAAGAUGAAGAUGAAGAUGGAGAACAGAAACUUUAAUUAGUAAAAAAAAAUAUUGUCUGACUCAAGGUUCAGUUCUCUGAUAAAGAAAUAUGGAGAUAAAUUUGUUCCAAUAUUAUUGCCAGCAAAGAACCUGUUUAAAAAUGCAUUUCAAAAAUGAAUCUUUGAAAAACUCAAUCAAAUUAUACAUUUUGAGUUAAAUGAAUGUUUGCAACAGCUUAACUUAAACAGCCAUCUGAUCAGAUGUUAGGAACAAUUGGUCAGCUUGGACACGAAGAUACGAAGUUCUUUUUCUGAUCGUUCAUUCGCCUCUGAAGUUUAUUUACACUGAAUCUAUGGAACAAAUUUCUCUCCGUAAAGAUUCAGCAUUUAUUUUAUCAUCUGAUAAACUAUCUAAACAUAAUUUAGAGAAAAUGGCCGUAAACCAUAAACUUUAACAGUUUAUGGUUCAAACCUGAGCAGGAAAGUAAACUUUAUUUAUGCUGCACCUUUUACACGUCAGAGAGAACAAAGUGGUUUACAAAAUAUAAGGUCUAAACCCACAGAGGAUAACACAGCAGAUAUGUGACAUAAAGCAAUAACAAACUAAAUUAAAGUGAAUCUGAUAAAUGUGUCUUCUGCUGCUUUUUAACAGAAACAUUUUUAUUCCAAAGAGCUCUGCUCUUUGAUUCUGAAAUACCCAACAAAAUAUGAUUAAAUUCAGUUCAAAUAAAAACAAACAGGAAGAAAAAUGGCUACAGAGAAUUUUUGUUUGUAAAAUAACAGAUAAAGCUUGCUAAACACGUUAAUUAGGGUAUUUAUGGCGUUAUGGCUUGGAUUUGACUGGACCGCUAGAGAAACUCGACUGUUUUCACUCAGUCCACUGAUGAGGCGGACUGAGUGACAGCCGCUCCACUGCAGGCGGUGAAGGGUUAAUCCCAGCUCUGCGUAGGAGAGCGCGUGCCAAACGGAACAAAACCCAAAGCGCCAUCUGUCCCACACACACUUGGUUCUGGCGCCGCGUUUUACGCACCGGCUGCGGAAAGCUGCGGGUGAUCAGCUCCACUCAGAUUUGAUCAGGGUCGGUGGUCCUGCUGCGCUCCUCGGUGGCGCGUGAAGGGAACCAGAGGAAGGAUGGACAACUCCUCCUCGUCCCCUCGGGACCUGGACCAGAACCAGAACCGGACCUGGACGGACCACAGCGUCCAGUACAAGGUUGUGAGCAGCCUGCUGCUGCUCCUCAUCUGCGCGCUGGGCAUCGUGGGGAACGUUAUGGUGAUCCUGGUGGUGCUCAUCACCCGGCACAUGCGCACUCCGACCAACUGCUACCUGGUGAGCCUGGCGGUGGCCGACCUGAUGGUCCUGACGGCCGCCGGGCUGCCCGCCAUCCCGGACAGCCUGUUCGCCUCCUGGGUGUUCGGCCGCUGCGGCUGCCUGCUCAUCACCUACCUGCAGUACCUGGGCAUCAACGCGUCCUCGUGCUCCAUCACCGCCUUCACCAUCGAGCGCUACAUCGCCAUCUGCCACCCGAUCAAAGCCCAGUUCCUGUGCACGCUGUCCCGGGCCAAGAGGAUCAUCCUGCUGGUCUGGGUCUGCACCUCCAUCUACUGCGUCAUGUGGUUCUACCUGUCCGACAUCGAGCUGCAGGUGUUCGCCAACGUCACCGUCGUCACGUGCGGCUACAGGGUCCCCAGGAAGUUCUACCUGCCCAUUUACUUCUUCGACUUCAGCGUCUUCUUCGUGCUGCCGCUGCUGCUGUCCGCGGUUCUGUACGGCCUGAUCGCCAGGAUCCUGUUCCUCAACCCGCUGCCCUCUGACCCCAAAGGCCGGGGGAAGCGCGAGGCGGCCUCCGCCAGCAACAACCAGCGCAGCAGCUGCAAGAACGCGCGACACUCCAGCUCCACCGCGACGUCGCGCAGACAGGUGACAAAGAUGCUGGCGGUGGUGGUGAUCCUUUUCGCCGUGCUCUGGAUGCCAUACCGCACCCUGGUGGUGGUCAACUCCUUCCUGGACCAGCCCUACCUGGACAACUGGUUCCUCCUUUUCUGCAAGAUCUGCAUCUACCUGAACAGCGCCAUCAACCCGGUCAUCUACAAUGCCAUGUCUCAGAAGUUCCGCGCCGCUUUCCGUAAGAUCUGCCGCUGCGGGGCGAAGGGCUCAGACAAACCAGCGGCGUACAGCGUGGCGCUCACCUACAGUGCCGUCAAGGACACUUCGCUGGUGGAAAGCACAGAUCACUACACCACAGAGCUGGAGGAGCUCACGGUCACAGACGAGCUGCUGGCAGACCAGAAGGUCACGUUCUCCGACUCAUGUGGCUGUGCAAAGGUGAACUUCAGUCAUGACUGGUUGGAGGCCAGCGAGGCGACUGGUGAGUCUCCUGAGGACUAAAGACCUCCAAAGUGUUGCCUAAUGGACUCCCUUAAGUGGGAAUAUUGUUUCCUGAGUGCCUGCUGACCUUUUUAAAGCCAGGCUGCUGCAGGUAGAGAUGUAAACACAGAUCACAGCCAGUGGAGCGCAAUGAGAGCCUCUGAGGCUCAAAGCCAAACAUGCUGUUAGCCGAGAGUGAUGGCAGACGUCGUAAAGCCACAAACAACCCGACAGAUAAGCGCUGUCAUUACGCAGCUGUUAU